Molecule: messenger RNA, 1269 nt
Organism: Seminavis robusta
Lineage: Eukaryota; Bacillariophyta; Bacillariophyceae; Naviculales; Naviculaceae
Source: the annotation of a GenBank genome assembly
AUGCAAAAGCUUGGCAGCGAUGACGCGAAGCGUGUGCUGCUCGUCGGGUUGAUCAAGUCGGUACGAGAGCUUUACGAAACUUCGGUAGUCGAUUCCAUCAGCAAGAUUUGCUUUCGAUAUCAAAGUAGAGCGUCUGAGACAAUGGACGAAGGAUUUGUCGAACUUCAAGUCCUCUACCAACAAGAGGGCACGGACAAUCCCAACUCCAUCAUUGGACCGCUGACGGAAAGGCUACAAUCAGCAGGGUGCAGAACCAACUUUAUUCGUGAAGAUCGAAUUCUUACAAAGUCAGACAUGGACCAUAUCGAAAGAUCAGCGUCCGACACCAUGUCGCGAUACCGAAAGCUGGCGAGAUUACGGUCCGUUCAAAGAAGCCACAUCCUCAGCGAACAUUCCGUUCACGACUACGAUGUCGUUGUUAAUGCUGACUUGGAUAUUGUGCAGUUCCCGCCACUGGAUGCCAUGAUGGAGGCAAUCGAUAGGGCCUCGGAGGCCACGAAGCAAGGUGUCGGCUCUGUGGUUUGUGCCAACGGGCACGAAACAUGGACCGUGGGAUCUUCCUUGAUUCAACGGCGCCUAUACUAUGAUACUUUUGCUGCGAUCGACAUUGAUGGAGAUUGGUACUAUACCAAAUACGCUGCCGACUUGUGGCAAAUCAUCACGUUCGGACAGACAAGACUUUUUCGGAACAUACUCGAGCAACAUCCGUCGCUGUGGCAAAUGCAAACUUGUUUCGGAGGUCUCGCCUUGUAUGAUUACCCUUCUUGGGCGAACAAUGACUGCGAUUACGAUCAGGACAAAAUUGCGUUGAGGGCGACGGGCGAUGAUGACGCAUUGGCCAUCUCUACUAGACAAAUACGGGGAGUCCCCGCAUUCGAACAGAAAAUAGAGCACUUUCAAGAUGGUGUGAAAGCUCAAAUACCGUGGAAACUGCCAUCCAGAUAUACGAUAAAUCAUACACCCAACGGCGAUGUUUGUGAACAUGUGGUCUUCCAACAAUGUCUGCAAGCUUCGGCGCGCUCACGAGCCGAACCAUUGCCGCAUGUGGGUAUACAACCGAAUUUGCUUAUUGGGAGAGAAGCAGCUAUUCUGUCCAAGUGGGAGGACAAGGUGAACUUCUGCAGGAAGGUCUUGCUCGUGCUGCUCGUGCUUUAUAUCAUCUCCAUUCUUGUUAAUCAUAUGCGAGAAUUUCUGGAGCAGAAAUAUCGAAACUAUGGGGUCGGGGCCAUGAGAAGGCGUUCUUCUGAUGGGCACUUCCACAAAGCAUGA